Messenger RNA from Tetranychus urticae (two-spotted spider mite), 396 nucleotides. NCBI's taxonomy places the organism in Eukaryota, Metazoa, Arthropoda, Arachnida, Trombidiformes, Tetranychidae. The record is from RefSeq and is a predicted model, not a curated record.
UUUGUCUUCUACAAGACAAUCCAGAUAUUGAAGCUUUACGUAUUCGUAUGAGUCCUUUACUCAACAGCAGUAUCGAAACUAAAUACUUUGACAACUUCGCUGAAGGAGAGUGUAGAAUCCAAUUAUCAAACACUCAAGCUUGUGCUUCAUUACUCGCUGCUGAUGGGUCUCAACUUGUCGACUGCGAUGAAGCAGUAUUCGCAGCUCGUCCCUACAACAAGAAACAUUACUUGGUUGGAUUCCAAGCUAAAUGUCAAGAAGGUCCAGAAUCGCUCACCCUUUACACUGAAGCCCUCAAAUACAAUGACAUUAUUGGAAAGCUGGCUCCUAAAGCUUGCUGGAAACCCUAUUACUAAAUCGAUUCUUAGUCCGUCCUAUGUCUUUCAUUACUAAUUA